This is a messenger RNA of Phragmites australis (common reed), 486 nucleotides long. RefSeq lists its product as uncharacterized. Lineage: Eukaryota; Viridiplantae; Streptophyta; Magnoliopsida; Poales; Poaceae. The transcript has a single exon. Bases 1 to 486 code for a protein of 161 amino acids. The record is from RefSeq and is a predicted model, not a curated record.
AUGGUGCAGAACAUCCGGCUGGGCCACGUACUCGUCGACAGGGGGAGCUCGAUCAAUCUCCUCUUUGCUAAUGCAUUGGAUGCCCUACAGAUUCUGAGGAGCUCGCUGAGGUCAUCUCCGCCCUUCUUCAGGAUCACCUUGGGCUCCUCAGCUAAGCCUCUAGGGAAAAUUGAGUUGCCUGUUACUUUUAGCUCGCUGGACAACUUCAUAACUAAAAGGGUCUUGUUCGAUGUGGCUGACUUUGGGGCCACAUAUAACACAAUCCUCGGACGACUAGCGAUGGCCCAGUUCAUGGCCAAUGCCCACUACGCAUACCAAGCAAUCAAAAUCCCUAGGCCCACAGGGGUCAUCACCAUUGUUGGCAAUGCUAAAAUGGUCCUGCACUGCGACAAGAUGAGCCUCGACAUGGUUGAGCUAACACCUGGAUCGCAACUUAUGAUCGCCCAGUCCAUGUCAUCAACAGCCCAGAUGAUCGGCCCAAGCUAG